Molecule: messenger RNA, 2134 nt
Organism: Ochlerotatus camptorhynchus
Lineage: Eukaryota; Metazoa; Arthropoda; Insecta; Diptera; Culicidae
Gene: ApepP
Product: Aminopeptidase P
Exons: 4
Coding region: 216-2048 (610 amino acids)
Molecular function (GO): metalloaminopeptidase activity
Source: RefSeq, a predicted model, not a curated record
GUCACCCGUCCGUCAGAUCAAAACACAAACGGAAAAAGGCUAAAUAGCACAAGUCAUUACGUGCACUGCCGCGAUCGAAGCAACCGAAUUUAUCGUUAAGCCACCACUUUUAUCGACCUAGAAACCGUCACCAUUGCAGCACCCACCAUCAUCAUCGCUUUCAACUGUCAAAUUCGCUCCCGAGCAGCAAACUGCAGCGCCUACUGAGCAACAAGAUGAAGCCGACCGGCGAAGUGCUGGCCGCCCUGCGAACGUUGAUGCGGAACCUCCCGAACAAUCUCGGAUCGAUCAACGCUUACAUCAUUCCCUCGGACGAUGCCCACCAAAGUGAGUAUCUGGCCAAGCGAGACGAACGUCGUGUCUUCAUAUCCGGAUUCGACGGCAGUGCUGGAACCGCCGUGGUCACCGAGAAGGAAGCCCUCCUGUGGACCGACGGACGCUACUACCAGCAAGCCGGCAAACAACUGGACAAAAACUGGACCCUCAUGAAGGAUGGCCAACCGGCGACGCCUACCAUCGAUGCGUUCCUCGCGAAGGUUCUCGAACCGGGAUCAAAGGUUGGAGUUGACGCCAAUCUCAUCUCCACUCGAGCCUGGAACCCCCUGCAUAUCUCCCUGAAGUCCGCCGGUUGCUCCCUCCUUCCCAUUUCACCGAACCUGAUCGAUCUGGUGUGGAAGGAUCAACCUGCUGCACCGGAAAACCCCAUUAUUCCCCUGAACGUGGACUUCACCGGUCAAACCGUUGCCCAAAAGCUGGCUGCUGUUCGCGAAAAGAUGACCGACAAACGAGCUUCCGUACUGGUGGUCAGUGCUCUGGACGAGAUUGCCUGGUUCCUCAAUCUCCGCGGAUCGGAUAUUGACUACAACCCCGUUUUCUUUUCGUACGUAUUGGUCACCCUGGACGAUCUGUUCUUCUUCAUCGACGAGAGCAAACUCUCCGGCGCCAUUCACGAUCACUUCCGAACGAACGAAGUUCAACCGAAGAUUCGUCCCUACGGAGAUGUCCACCAAGUGCUGAAGUCUCUUGCCGAGUCCUCAUCCCAUCGGGUUUGGAUCAGCUUGGGUUCCAGCUACGCCUUGACGGCCUUAAUCCCGGAGGAGAAACGGCUGCACGAAAUAACACCGAUCAACCUGAUGAAGGCCGUCAAGAACGACGUGGAAGCUAAGGGUAUGCGCGAAUGUCACGUCCGGGAUGGAGUGGCUCUGUGUCAGUACUUUGCCUGGCUGGAGCGAUCCAUCAAGGAGGGUAAAUCGGUUGACGAGAUCAGUGGAGCUGAUCAGCUGGAACAGCUCCGCAGCAAGCAGGAAAAGUACAUGGGCUUGAGCUUCACGACCAUCAGUGCCUCGGGACCGAACGGUUCGGUAAUCCAUUACCAUCCCCUGCCGGAUACGAACCGACCGAUUUCCAACAAGGAAAUGUACCUGUGCGACUCGGGAGCGCAGUUUUUGGACGGCACGACGGACGUAACCAGAACUAUGCAUUUCGGAACUCCUACCGAGCAGGAGAUUACAGCAUUUACCCAUGUGCUCAAGGGCCAGAUUGCGCUGGGAACGGCCGUCUUCCCCCGGAAGGUCAAGGGACAAUUUCUGGAUACGAUCGCACGCAAAGCGCUGUGGGAUGCCGGACUGGACUACGGGCACGGGACCGGGCAUGGUAUCGGGCACUUUUUAAACGUACAUGAGGGACCGAUGGGAAUCGGCAUCCGUCUGAUGCCCGAUGAUCCCGGCCUAGAGGAAAAUAUGUUCCUUUCCAAUGAACCCGGCUACUACAAGGAGGGAAAAUUCGGCAUCCGCAUUGAGGACAUCGUCCAGGUGGUGUCCACCAACAUCGGCGAUAACUUCGACGGCCGUGGUGCGCUGACGUUCCACACGGUGACAAUGUGUCCGAUUCAAACGAAGCUGAUCGAUGUUAAGCUGCUGACUGAGAAGGAACGUGGCAGUAUAAACAAGUACCACAAAACGGUAUGGGAAACGCUCGCACCGCUGCUGAAGAAGGCCGGCGACGCCGAAACGUUGGCCUGGUUGGAGCGGGAAACACAACCGAUUUGAUCGCGGUAGGCUGCGAUUUGUUUUGCAUUCAGUGUUAGAGAAACGUAUUCUAGAUGCAUAUUUGAUGAAUAAAUUUAUACCAAUAU